Messenger RNA from Parasteatoda tepidariorum (common house spider), 3698 nucleotides. RefSeq names its product thyrotropin-releasing hormone-degrading ectoenzyme. Gene Ontology annotation, molecular function: zinc ion binding; metalloaminopeptidase activity; peptide binding. Lineage: Eukaryota; Metazoa; Arthropoda; Arachnida; Araneae; Theridiidae. The record is from RefSeq and is a predicted model, not a curated record. Gene Ontology annotation, biological process: peptide catabolic process; proteolysis. Gene Ontology annotation, cellular component: cytoplasm; membrane.
UGGUCGUAGCCGGGUGCUUGACUUCUGACUUUCGAUUUUUAAUGUCUAAGUUGUCAUAACUUAUUAUACAGAAGUUCAAGGGUCUAGAUAUACUUAGUCUGGUAGCAGUUUGAACUUUCUUUAGAAUAAAUGCUCUAGUUGCCGCUUGGAAUUUUAAAGCUGCUCGCAAUGAUACGCUUUAAGUUUGAUUCUAUUUCAUCUCUAAUUAUGACGUAGGAGAACAUUAGUUAACAGUGUGAGAAAUAUAUGUUAAAAAAUUUGCAUCUUAGGAUUUACAAAUUCUUAUUUUAUCCUCAUUUAAGUAUUUUUUCGUUGGCUUAUUUCUUUUCUUUGGUUCCAAAUAGCUUUUGUACUUUAAUAUUGUGGUACUUCAACGCUUUUGUGAAUUUAGGAAUUAAGUCUUUUUAUUCGGUUUUUCACCGGACUAAAAAAUUGCAGUGAUAUUUCAUAUUAAAACAUUAAUUCUUGAAUUCUGAAGAAAUACUUUGAAACUUACGGGUUUAAUAAUUACUUUUUAAAAUGAUUCGAGGGUAUACUGAUACAUUUGAUACUUUAAGAUCGUCCAAAUACGGAGAUAGGGCAGUGGAAUCUAGAAAUACAUUUUUCAAAGUUUUACGAGCUAUUCAAAUAACGGUACUAGUGAUUGGAACGAUUAUGUUUCUUGCUUGGUGUGGCAGCUAUUUUAUUGAAGAUACUCGGACUAGUGUUUCUUCAUAUAGAGUUGCAGAAAGACAAAUAGCUGGUGAAGAAUCAGACGAGGAAACGUAUAAUAUGGAAUCAGGAAUGCUUCCGGAUCACUUAAUCCCUCUUCAUUAUAAUCUAACAUUACAACUCUUCAUGCCACCAACAUAUAAUUUUACCACGAAAGGAAAUACUCAAAUUCUUUUUGAAUGUAUGAAAAAAACAAAGCUUAUCAUUCUUCACUCCCGGGAUCUAAACAUUAGCCAAAUAAACCUUUCUUCAAUAGAUGAUUCAAAAGAGAAAAAUUCUACUUACAAAAUAGAUCCGUCUUCUGUGCCUCAGAAACAACUGAUGUUGGCACUUCUAGACAAACCAUUGGAACCAAAGACGAAAUAUUUGCUGGAUAUUUCUUUCACUGGUACAAUCAAUAAUAACUCUGUUGGUUUGUAUAGAAGUAGUUAUUCGGCAGACAACUCUACUGUCAGCUGGAUUGCAUCAACACAAUUUCAGCCUAGUGACGCAAGAAGAGUUUUUCCUUGUUUUGACGAGCCUGGCUAUAAAGCAACAUUCCAACUCAACCUAGUUCAUGAUAAAAAAGCUGUUGCUUUAUCUAAUAUGCCAAUUCGGGAAAAAAUAACUAUUGAUGAUGAAUGGGAAAUAACUUCUUUUGAAGAGACGCCAAGAAUGUCAAGUUAUCUGCUUUCCUUUGUUGUUGGAGACAUUGCAUCAAAUACAGAAAACAGAACAAAUAAGAUUCAAAUUUGGAGUCGUAAGGAUAUGGUUUCCUAUGGAGAUUUUGCUCUAUCGAUAGCCCCCAAAAUCUUACAGUUCUUAGAAGACUACAUUGAAGUUCGCUUCACUUUGCCAAAAUUAGACCUCGUUGCCAUUCCUAGCUUUUUACAUGCAGCUAUGGAAAAUUGGGGUCUUGUAACGUUUGAUGAGUCUGCGUUGCUAUAUGAUCCAAUGAAAUCAUCAACUGAAAAUAAAGUAGCCGUAACUUUAACUAUAGCUCAUGAAUUUGCUCAUCAGUGGUUUGGUAAUCUUGUGACUCCUGCUUGGUGGGAUAAUUUAUGGCUAAACGAAGGAUUUGCUACUUACUAUGAAUAUCUUGGCAUCCAAUCCUUUUUGUCUAAAUGGAAUAUUAUGCAUCUAUUUAUUUCAUCUGUCUAUGAAGUGAUGGAAACAGAUAGCUUAUUGACUACUCGAGCAAUGGGUGCUCCUGUACAUCCUGACCAAGUUCUGGAGUAUUUUGACUCUAUAUCAUAUUUAAAGGGUGGUGCCAUUGUGAGAAUGUUGCAACAUUUUAUUGGAGAAGAUGGUUUUAAAAGAGGCAUAAAGAAUUAUCUUUCGAAAUAUUCAUACAAAAGCUCCAACGAAAAUAACUUGUGGCAGAACUUGAAUCUUUGGAACAGAAAUAAAUAUGGCAUAAGACAAAUAAUGACUACAUGGACUAAUCAAUCUGGCUAUCCUGUUAUUAAUAUAAUAAGGAAUUAUGAAAACAAAUCAGCAGUUAUAACUCAAGAGCCAUUUAGUUUAGAAUAUGAAGAAGAUGAUGACGAAAGAGCCGAAAAGAAGAAUAGCAGCAGCCUUUGGACUGUGCCUUUAACAUUUACCAAUGGAAUUGAACUAGAUUGGUCAACUGGGACAGACAUGUGGUUGAAUAAGAUAUCAGGUGAGUACUCAGAUUUUCCUGAUAAUGAUACUUGGAUCAUUGCUAAUUUGCAACAAGUUGGAUUCUACCGUGUCAAUUACGAUGAUUCGAAUUGGGAAUUGUUGCUUCAGCAACUUCUUGAAAACCAUACGGAUAUACACGUCAUCAAUAGAGCGCAAUUGCUGAACGAUGCUUUGAAUUUAGCUAGAUCUGACAGAAUUGAAUACUCAUUGGCUCUGAAUAUGACUAAAUAUCUAUAUUUAGAAGAGGAGUUCUUACCAUGGCAAGCAGCUUUCUCUGCUUUUAAUUACCUUGAUCUUAUGUUGGCUAAAACUCCCGGUCAUGAAGCUUGGAAGGUUUACCUUUUGACAUUAAUGACGCCAAUUUACAAAGAAUUUGGUUGGAAUUCGAAAAUCGAUGAAGAUGAUAUACUUGCAAGGUUCUUAAGGAAAAAAAUUCUAAAAUGGAAUUGUGAAUAUGAAAAUGAGGAUUGUAUUAAAGCAGCUUUAACUUUGUUUCGUCAAUGGAAAAAUGGAUCCACGGAAAAUGAAACAAUUUCAGCAGAUGUCAGGGAAGUUGUAUUGUGCACUGGAAUCGCUAAAGGAAAUACUGACGAUUGGGAAUUCAUGUGGAAACACUAUCAAGACGAAAAUUUCAAACCGGAAAAGAACAUAUUGCUAAAAUCGCUAGCCUGCACUAGAGAAACGAGACUUUUGAGAAAGCUUCUUAAAAGAGCGAUGAAUUCUGAAUCAGGUAUACCUUUGCAAGAUGGAAGUGAUGUAUUCAUUUAUAUAGCUGAAAACUUUUAUGGCAGAGAUAUUGUUUAUGAUUUUUUCAAAAAUCAUAUGGAUGAAAUAUCAUUCAGGUUCGGUUCCUUUGCUUUUGCCGGUGGCAAUAUUGUAGAUCGAGUAACAGCAUCUUUAAAUAGUGAAAAUGAAAUAGAAGAACUUCAAAGUAUCUUAAAAGGAAGAUAUUCAUCUUUACAAGGAAUUCGUCACGCUUUGAGUAAAGCUCUUCAUAGAUCAAAAAAUAACGCAAACUGGAUGAAAGAGAAAUAUAAUGAUAUUUAUACAUGGUUACAAGAUAACUCUAUUCAGGAGACUUAUAUAUCUAUAUGAAUAAGAACUGCGUUCUUCUAAUAACAUAAGUAACUUUUUUUCUCUGCAUAUAAUUUAUUCUUCAUUUUGUUUGUCAUUAUUUCUGUGAUUUUUGUGCAUUUGCCAAAAGAAUUGCAAUGAACUGUUGAAAGUUUAAAAAAGAAAUGGCUUAAAAAGCAAAAGGUUUUUCGAGGCGUUUUUUAAUAAUGAAACGAAAAUAAUGUUUGUGCUGUUUAAAUUGUUGAAAUAUAAUUUCUUCUUUAUUAUAA